Molecule: messenger RNA, 1855 nt
Organism: Cutaneotrichosporon oleaginosum
Lineage: Eukaryota; Fungi; Basidiomycota; Tremellomycetes; Trichosporonales; Trichosporonaceae
Source: RefSeq, a predicted model, not a curated record
ACAUCACAGGCAGCCUCGUGCUCCAACGCCUGCAUAUUGUGCGCUGGCUAGCCUGAUACCCCACGCCCCAGCUCUCCCCGCCUCGCCCUCGCAGGUCUUGACGAUCCGGUGAUAUAGCAUAUCUAAGGGGACAAACCUCGUUUGCAACCCCCCUUCCCUCCUUCAAUCAUGAUGCGCCUGUUCCGCAAGAAGCCAGCCAGCGCCGAGCCGCAGCGCGAGCUGACAGAGGAGGAGCUCAAGCGCCUCCAGCGCCGCCGCAAACUUGGCAACACCGCUACCAUCUUCGCCGCUGGCUCUGCCAUGUUCUCAGACGGCUACGCCAACGCCGUCGUCUCGCCCGUCAAGACUAUCCUCACCCGCUUGUACCCCGACUGGCUUGAGGCCGACAAGUCGGAGAACGGCACCAUCUUCGGCGCUGUCGGUUUCGCUGGAAUGGUUGUCGGCAUGCUCAUGUUUGGACUUAUCUCGGACAAGCUCGGCCGCAAGCCUGGAAUGUUCAUCACGACGGCAAUCAUCUUCGUUUUCAUGAUCCUCAUGGCAUGUGCGGCCGGCCCCAACCCUCAGGUCCUCAUGAACUGUCUUAUCGCCUUCCGCUUCUUCGUCGGUAUCGGCAUCGGCGGCGAGUACCCCUGUGGAUCAACCGCAGCGGCUGAGGCAACGGAGAACGAGGGUGUGAGCAAGAAGCGCCAACAGCGCUUGUUCGUCUGGGCCACUCACUUUAUCAUCGAUGUCGGUUUCCCCGUGGCGUGGUUCGUCCCGCUCGUGCUCCUCUGGAUCUUUGGCAUGGACCACCUGCGCGCCGUCUGGCGUGGCUCGCUGCUGCUCGGCGCUGUGCCGCCGCUCCUCCUCACCUUCUUCCGCCUGUUUAUGGACGAGCCCGAGGCGUACCAGAAGAACGCGAUGAAGCACGUCAAGAUCCCCUACCGCCUCAUCCUCAAGCGCUACUGGCCCAAGCUCCUCGCCGUGUCCUUUUGCUGGUUCCUCUACGACUGGAUCACCUACCCUUUCGGCAUGUACGCGGGCGACAUUACGUCGGCGGCCACUGGGCCCAACCCCACGCUGUACCAGACGCUCGGGUGGGGCUGCCUCGUCAACUUCUUCUACGUGCCCGGCGCGUUUGUCGGCGCAUGGAUGUCCGACUGGCUCGGGCCAAAGUACUGCAUGGUGUUCGGCAGCGUCAUGCAGGCUGCCUUCGGCUUUGGCCUCUCCGGUGGCUACGAGUAUUUCAAGAAGCGCGUUGUCGGCUUCGCCAUCGUAUACGGCAUUUUCCUCUCGUGGGGAGAGAUUGGCCCGGGAAACAACCUCGGCCUCUUUGCCGCCAAGGCUGCCGGCCCCACGGCCGCGCGCGCCCAGCUGUACUCGAUCGCUGCUGCGAGCGGCAAGGUCGGCGCCUUCGUAGGAACCUAUAUCUUCCCGCACAUCGUGGCGCAGUUCGCCAAGCGGUCGAAGCUGCUCGAGCAGACCGGCAUCUUCUACGUUGGCUCGGGCGUCGCGCUCCUCUCCGCAACCGUUACCUUCUUCUUCCUGCCCAACAUCAAGCCAGACAACAUGAUCGACGAGGAUCGCCUCUUCCGCGAGUAUCUCAUCGAGAAUGGCGUCGAUGUGUCCGGCAUGGGCAUGUUUGCCGACAAGGACGCCGAAAAGGCUCAGGACGAAACCAAGGACAAGCCGGAGUUUGACAAGGUGAAUGUCGUCGAGCGCGAGUAAUAUUCUUGUGGGCAAAGUCGAGCCAUGUACCACCCACACUGUGGAAUUGCACCGAGCGCACGCGGGCGUGCCGUCCCAGUACGAGUCUCAUCACUUGUAGCCGUAACAAUGUAUAAUCUGGGACAUGCAGAACUUAACGUUAUCGCCA